Molecule: messenger RNA, 837 nt
Organism: Entamoeba invadens IP1
Lineage: Eukaryota; Evosea; Mastigamoebida; Endamoebidae
Exons: 1
Coding region: 1-837 (278 amino acids)
Source: RefSeq, a predicted model, not a curated record
AUGUUCUCUGUCUUCCUGUUUAUCACAGUAUCACUCGCAGCUUAUCCAGUCGACUUACAGUACCCAGUCCCAUUCUGGCAUGUUUUUGUUGGUAUUGACACGCAUUUUGGCACUUCUUUUAAUUACGAAGUCGAUGUUCCAAACAACAUAGGCAACAAGUGUUACACAAUCACAACUGGUGUCUCUGUCAAAAUUGAAAAUACUCGGUUGAGCAUUUUUGACAAUUCAAAUUGUAAUGGGUACAGAAAAACAUACAUGGAUGCAAAUAAGUAUUACAAACAGUGUGGCAUUUGCAACGGGUUUGGAAUAGCUGGUAGUUCAUAUCUCGCAUACAUGGUGAUUCCCCUUGACAAUCCAAUCAUGGGAAAAUACGUAGUUGAUACUACUGAAGCCAAUUGCCCAGCUGGCAAUUACAUUCCAUCUUACAUUCUCUCAACACAAAAAGAACUUAGCUUCAGUUACAUCUUGGGUGGUGUUAACGAUGUUUACAACUUUGGGUUCAGAAUCAAUCAAACUGACAAAAACCACAUUACAGGUGAGUGGCUAGACAAACUUCCAACAGACUCAACAGCUAAAGUGUUGUUCUCAAAAGAAAACAAAAAAUGCACACUUGUUAAAAAUCACUGGGUUAAAAUCGAGUUGGACACUUAUGAUGUUGACAACUGUGAAAUUGUCACAAAACCUGGUCAAUGCUACAAAACAAGAGCCGCAGUCGAUCCUGUUGAACCUUCUAAGCCAGUCGAACCAUCACAACCAGAAACACCAGAAAAACCAUUAGAGCCAGAAAAGCCAGUGGAACCUUCAAAACCAAUAGAUCCAUUAGUGACUUCCACAUAA